This is a messenger RNA of Leptopilina heterotoma, 560 nucleotides long. RefSeq lists its product as uncharacterized. The record is from RefSeq and is a predicted model, not a curated record. The transcript has 3 exons. Lineage: Eukaryota; Metazoa; Arthropoda; Insecta; Hymenoptera; Figitidae. Bases 19 to 438 code for a protein of 139 amino acids.
GGAAAAAUUCAAAACUGUAUGAAUAGUACUCUACGAGAGGAACUUGAAUAUAAUAUGAAUAAUAUAGUAAAAAAAUGCAUUCAAGGAAGUAUUGAAUUAGAUGAAAGUGACAUUCAACAACUUAUUGACGAAAGCGAGAGAAAAUAUUGUGGUCUCUAUCGAAUUGCUUCCUAUGAUCGAUAUCUUGAAAAAAAUGGUUGUCUUGAUUAUAAUUUGACUGAAAUUUGCGAAACUGAAGUUUUCAAACGAAAACUGGAGAACAUUAACGAAUUUGCUAAUUUAGGAUUAUCAUUCACUCCAAAUGGAUUCAAAAAUUUCGUUGAACUUCUCGAAUGCACAUCAACCGAUGUCAAACAAAAUUGUAAUAAAAAACAAUAUGCAAAGCGUGAGCAGUUACAUAAAGAAUACGUCGAUACUUUAACUGUGAUUCCCAAGUGAUGGCGACUAUGAAAUUUUUUCCUCAAGAAGUUUAAAAAAUUACGUAGCUAAUCAGUUAAUUGACAGUAACAAUAAAAAAACAUUUUUUCAUACAAUCAUAAAAAAAAAAAAAUUUUUUUUUU